AGCUUUUCCACAAUGAACCAUUACCAGACCUUGUGCUCUCCCCCCAGUGUCCAACCUCUAGGGAAUGUCUUGUAGAUUUAGCAGUUUCUUUGGCAAGACGGAUCAACAAUCUUGAGCUUCGUAGCGAUUCUCAGCCAUGGAUGACACGGCGUCGCUCUUCUUCCAGCUGACUCCGCAGCAAUCUCUCCCGCCUCGUUUGAAUGACAUCCCCGCAGCCGCUGGUUGGCUGCGGAGCUUCGCCGGGCACAGCUGGCUGGCUUACGGCGCCGGUGGCUGCGUUGUAAUCACAACCGCUCCCUGGCUCGUGCACGGCAGCGGCGCGCGAGAGGACAGCCUGCCACGUGGCGCUCGUUUCUACCACCAGGUCCUGGAACUCCCGCCGUCACUCAAUCCAGAAUCUGCUGACGUGGAUCUCGCAUCACACUCAUAUCCAAUCUUACCGACGACAAUCUUGCCUGAUCAGAGGAGGCAGGAAGGUAGCGCUGCAGGGAAAUCGCCGACUUCGGAGGAUGGGGAGCAGGUAACCGUUGUGACCUGGGCAGCAUCCGAGAGCAGAUUGGCGGGAGUUUUGGCAGCAGCUAAGGGAACCUGCGCGUAUCUCUUCUCUCCUUGCUGUCAAGAUGGCUCGCAGCUACUGGCUUUGCUACCCGGAGCAUGGUCAGAUAUCCCUCUCUCAUGGCAGCCGGCUCAGCUAAUCAAAUUUCCUUCCAAGGUCAUCUCCCUCGCAUGGACGGGCUCAGCAGAUGGCCUUCUGAUCAGCGGCGAGUCAAAUGUCGCCAUGUGGCACCGUUCCAAGAGGAAGCAGCAGGUGACGCCCCUGCUGCAGCCGCUGACGUGUCUGUGGCAGGUGCAGGCACGUGUCGCACAGGGACUGCCCGCGACCUCACUGCACGCAGACGGAUUUGCUGCCACUGCUGACGUGGCAGUAAGAGGAGGGGAUGGAUGUGUAGCAGGGUCGGCAUGGGGACGGCCGAAGGGCAUGGCUAGGGUCUGGUACUUCUGGGGAGAUCAAUGUUCCGCUUUUGACGGUGAUGGGGAGAUUGGAAGCAGGAGCAGAUUGGUCAACGGGAUGUCCGAGGGAGUUUCACGCGUUUCGGGAGGAGAGGAAGCUGGGGAGGGUGUGAUGGAUAGAGAGGGGGAUGCGGAGGGAGAGGAGGAUGAGGAGGAUGAGGAGGAUGGGGAGGAGGAAGCAGAGGAUGAUGCUGUGUCCGUGGUUGAUCUGCCGCAUCCAGCACCUGUUGUGGCCGUCCAGUGGAGGCCACAAGAUAGGACCUCCAGGCCUUUGUCUUCUUCUGGGGUAGGUGCAACUGGCGCUGGUGCAGGUGGAUCAGCUGCAUCAGGCUCGGUGCCGUACCACCGUCCGAUCCUAAUGACCUGUGCUGAAGACGGUACGGUGCGGCUAUGGAUGGAGAUUGACAGUGGCAGCGGCCGGACCAGAGGGGGAGGCUCGGCAGGAGCGGCAGGUUCGGGGAGUCGGGCUGGGAGCCGGAUGAGCUCGCCGAAGCACCCAGGGAGCAGCAGGUACGGGAACCAGAACGAGAACCCGAACCUGGAGGCUGGGUUCGGUCAGAAGCGAGGGAAGGGGGCGGAGAGACAGGUGGCUGACGAGGGUAGAUGGGCGAGUCCCCCUGCUUUUUUCGUGUGUGCUGUUGUUGAUGCAAACAUGUCUCUAGGCGGGAGAUUGGGGAUGGAUAUUUCUGUGCUGUGGUCCAAGGAGGUUCGGGUGGGGGAUGGAAGUAAGAGUGUGAGUGCGGGAGGAGGGGGAGCAGGAGGAGGAGGAGGAGGGGGGUCGUUUGGAGUGGAGUUGAUACAAGGAGGUGAUGUGGCGCCCUGUGAGUGGCUGGUUGGCGUGGGCCCACGUGGCACCGUGGUUCUCUGGGCCGUGUUCUGCCUGGAUGACACGUCACCGCCCCGCUGUCCGCGACUGAUGAUGUGGCAGCAGGCAACUGGCGUUCUGCAGAAUAAGGGACUCGGCCACACGCACACGGAGAGUCGCACCCACAAUCACACCCACCCUCACAAUCACCUUUCCUGCCCUAGAACCCACCUUAUCUCAGCCAUCGUCCAAAGAGUCACCGGCCAGUCCGGCAGCCCUCCCAUGGCAGUCGAAAUCGCAGAGAAGCUGCCCGGGAGCUUUGUCCGCUGGUCGCGCCUGUGGCCGCCUGUGCUUGCGAUAGGAGCCGGGGGGAAAACGGGCGGCAGGAUUGGGGUCAGUUCGGAUGGAGCAGCAGGGGGAGGCGGAGGGGCAAGCCAUAGCGGCGUGGGCUACAACAGCCACAUCAACAGCAGCAACACCGUCGGCAGCAACAGCAGCAGCACCAUCAGCAGCAGCAGCAGGAAGGCAGCAUGGGGGUGCGUGAGCCAGCACCUGCAGCUCACGGGGCACAGAGGGGCGAUAUCAGAGAUGGCUGUUCACCCUGCGCCAGCCUUCCCCAUCGCUGCUACCCUGGACGCCCACGGCAGUACCCUCCUGUGGGGCCCACGCACCCCUCCCUGGCUGUCGCUGCUCACAGAAGCCCCAGAAGGUUGCUCUAAUGAGUGGGUUCUGCUGGGCUCGCUGCCCUGCCUCGCCCACCUUCCCUCUGCUGUGGCUCAAUCGAGUGUGCCUGUAGAGGGAGCUGCGUCUCAGCAGCAAGUUCUGUCUGCAGCAGCAGACCUGGCAGCAGAUUCAGCAGAUUCAGCAGCAGCAGCAGCAGCAGGGUUAGCAGGCAGUGGGGGUAGUUACGUGAAGGGUUUCUCACGGCUGGCGUGGGCCCCUGUCCUGCUGCCAGGUGGCGCAAGCAUACUGGCUGUUGCUGGCGUGGCGAGUGUGGAUUUGUAUCUAGUGAGACGCGUGCGUGAGGGGGAGGACAGGGAGCAUGGAGGGGGAAUGGGGGACCAUGAUGGUCAAGGGGAUCUUGGGGGUCAUGGGGGUCAUGGGGAUUAUGCUGGUGAUGCAGAAGAGCAUGCGGAGUGCCGGUGGUUGUGCUCUCUUACUUCCCGGAAUGCAUCGCCUGAAGCACUUCCAGAAGAUGCUGCAGCGCCAGCAACGGCCACAGCUGAGGCUACAACUGCUGCUACAGCUGGCCCAGCUACAGCCGGUCCGUUCCUGGGUGUGGCCUGCCUGCCCCACUCACCUCACUCGGAAGCCCAUGUGUCGUCCUAUGCAGACAAAGAGCAAGCCGGUUCAGCUUUUGCAGGGAGGGAGAGGACCCGAGUGCUGGGAGUGGCGCAGGGAGGGCUCUGUGUGUGCGUGUGGACAGUGGAGAUAUGCACAACGAGUGGGGAGGUAGGGUCUAUGGCAGCUGGUGAGAGCGACACAGUGGCUGGGCCAAAGGUGGGAAAAGGAGGGGGAGAAGUGACGUGGGAUGCGAGUGCACGGGCUGUGGGCUGGCUGGUGGGUGUGCAGGAAGAGGAGCGGCAUGGAAGUGCACAGGGGCGCCUAUACAUGCCAUGUACUGUGAUUGUAACGAGCAUGAGUGUGCUCAGGUUCCAAAGCAGCAGUCGAGUCACGUGCCUGCACUGCGCACCUGUGAGUGACGCCCUCUGGGCAUCUUCGCACUCAGCGGAACGAGGACAUGACAAGGGGAAGGACAAGAGCUUGGAUGGUGGUGGUGGCACUGGUGCGUCUGGUUCUGCUGACUUGCAGGCAUUGCAGGAGAUGCUCAGUCGAAGGGGCUGGAUGCAAGAGGCUUCUGGUUUGCUUGGUGAAGCAGGAGGGGUUUCUGCUGGUGGACAGUUUGCUGCCCGUUUUGGGCUGCCCGAGGGGAAGCAUAAGGAGGAGAGGGAGGAGGGUUUGCCGUACGACUUUGCUGUUGGGUGCAGCGAUGGAUGCAUGCGAUUCUGGAAGGAGAAGGGGGGUGAUGUGGCAAGUGAUGAAGCGAACGCUGCCCCAGCAGCAGCACUAGCAGCAGCAGCAGCAGCAGCAGCAGCAGCAGCAGCAGCAGCAGUGGCAGUAGAAGGAGGAGCAGAAGCUGCAGCGGAGGGGAGCGUCAGCUCUGGAGCUUGGGAAUGUGUUGGCUGCGUUAGAGUCUCCUCUGGACCCGUUAUAAGCACUAGCGCAUGUCCGAGCGGCACCCUCUUCGCGUCAGUGGCAGUAGAGGGCAACAAAGACAGUCAACCAAGGAGCAUUCAGCGAGAGAGGCCCAUGGGACGCCUGUCUAUGGAAGGAGCAGACGAAACAGCAAAUGAAACUGCAAAUGAAACAGCAGAUGAAACCGAGAACGGGUCAGCAGUGGGAUCAACUGUGUCUCUGUGGGAAAUGCUUCCUGCUGCCAUUCCCGGCUGGUCGUCCUUUCGACUGGAAGGAGAGAUCCAAGUCUCCCUGACCACACCACUAGGCUCGGCAGCUGGGGCUGCUUCUGCCGAACCUGCUGCUCUGGAAUGGCUGGGGCGCGAAGCAGUGCUCAUGGCUUGGCACGAUUCCGGCAACGGGCAUUCACUCCUUGCAGUAGCCGCAGCCUCUAGGGUUUGCAUCUUCACACGCGCACGCACGCCUGCUCCUCUCCCCCUUAACCCCAAUCUCGGCCCCCUAGGCUCCCUUGGUGCUGCCACCGCUGCUGAUGGUGUGGCUGGUGCAGGGGGUGGUAGUGGCAUUGCUGCUGCUGGGGGUGGUAGUGGUCUUGGGUCUGCUGGUCAGGACAAGGGAAGUGUAUACCAGGAGUGGAAUCGGUCAGGGGGAAGGAUACAGGAAGCUUCCACGGGGAGGCGUGAUCCAGGGGAGGUGGGGGUGCUGCUGGUUGGCACGGGGCAGCAGCUGCUGGUGAUCAGCCCAGUGAUGAAAGCAGAGGCUGGAGCAGCAGCAGCAGGAGCAGUGGUAGCAGCAGGGGAAGGGGGAGGUUUAGGUCCAGGAGGGGCUAAUGCAGCUGGUGCGAUCCCAGCAGCAGACGGACCAGGCUUCAGGGCAGGAGGGGUUGGGGGGACAGGCACUGCAGCAGCAGCGGCGGCAGCGGUGGCAGCAGGGGGAGACAGGGCAGGGGGUCUAGCAAGCAAGGGCGGGCUUGGGCUUGCUGAUUCCCGGGAACCAUCAGCAGCGGACCUGUCCAUCUCCCCCUGGCUCUCCCCCGCCAGCUCCCUAACCUCCAUGUCGCACCUCAGCCUCACAGACCUGGCAGUUGUGGCCUCCCGAAGCGGCAGGUCCGGGGCUGGCGCGCAGGCUCGGCCCGUGCCUCGGGUGUCGAGCCGGCUGUCUCUGCCUCUCUCUGCAUCGGACCCGGCGCUAGCAGCCGCUCAGAGUGUUCUUGUUGGGGCAGGUGUGGCGGGGGCAGGGGCAGGAGGAGCAGGACGGGGAGGGGUGGGAGGAGGGGUAGGCGGCACAGGAGGGGGUCGGCUGAUGCCAUACACUCCUUCUGCUCCCAACUUUGGCCUUCUGGCGGGUUCUGCAAGAAGUGAUACUGGCAGCAGUGGGGUACGGGGACGGCUUACCAGUGGAGCAGGAGGCGUAGGAGGAGGGGGGAUGGUCCCGGAGGGGGGGUCAGAGGGCGAGGACGUGAAAGUGUCAGCGUUGGUCAAAGCCCUGGAUGGCAGUGGGCGGCUGCUAUUAUCAGAUGCAGUGGCGGCAGUGGCGUCAGUGGUCCCUGAUUACCACCCCACUGCCAUCUGGACUUUGCUCAAUCAGGGCCUUGUUCAAUCCGCCCGGGCCUGCAUCCGCCAUCUCGCUCACUCUCUUGCCUGUUCACUUGCCCAUUCUCUUGCCCGUUCGCUUGCCACGGCCCAUGUGAAUACUCUCUCCUCCUCUUCCGCUCGUUCCCGCGUCUCUCCCUGUGUCCCCUACUCUCAGCUGUGCCUGCCUGCUCCCUCCUCCUCGCUUGCACCUGCCUCGACUGCUGGUGUGGCUGGUGCUUCUGCUGCUUCCAGUGGCCGUUUGUCAGGGGGGUUUGGAGGGUUUGGGGGGGAUUCCACUGGGUACAGCAGCACAUUAGGGAGCAGUAUGGGUAGCAGGCUGGGAGUUGCAGGUUCUGGGUUUGGUGCGGGUAGCAGCGGUGGUGUUGCUGGGGGUGUUGGUGGAGGGAGUAGUGCUGGUGGUGGUGGUGGGGGGUCCAAGGGGGCGUAUAACCCUUUCAGCCUUGUGAACGUGAGGAGUGCUUUGGAUGAUAGUGACGAUGAGGAUGACGAGGGGUCGAGGGGGACGAGGGAGGCAUCAGGAGAGAGCAGCCAGAGCUGGGCUGGCGGCGUUGCUGGUGAAAUGAGUCUUGGAGGAGAGGGAGGUGUGAAGGGUGGUGGUGCCGUUGUGUCUCCUGCAGUGUUGCGGUGGCAGCAGCUGCAGCAGAGGGUGCUGGUGGGGGGGCACGCCCCCUUCACACAGGACGAAGCCACGGCCAUAUUCCAGGUGCUAUCUGAUGCAGGCAGCACUAUUCGCAGUGGCAACAGCAGCAGCAGCAGCAGCAUCAGCAGCAGCGCUGGUGGAGCAGGGGCGGGGGUGCCUGGCUUGACUGCUGGUGAAGCGGACAUGGUGGUAGUGUUGUUGGAUGUGGUGGCUGCGAUGGAUGGGGUGAGCAUCAGAGAGGAGCGAGAGGGGGAUGGUAGCGAUGUAGGUGGUGGCUCUAUCGGGAAGGAGGCUGGCGGAACGGGCACAGCAGCGUCAUCUUCAUUGGCCCGUGCGGUCAUGGCUCUGGAUGAACCGGGGAAAAGGUUCUGGCUUUCGAUGCACCUCUCUCGUGCAGCCAGGAAGCACCAGCAGCGCCGCGCUGCCGCCAUCGCCGCCGCUGCCGCUGCUGCAGCAGCGAAAGAGGCGUCCACUGCAGCAAGCACUAGACUGGGAGCAGGUGCUUCCUCCACUGACCGUAGAGGCAGCAGCAGCAGCAGCAUCAGGCCUGGGGGGGGGUUAUCCGGGGGAGGCGCAUCUGGUGGUGGGAGAGUGGACGGAGGCAAUCAGGUGCAGCAGCAGGGGCAGCAGGGAGAGGGGGAGGGGCAGGGGCAGUUGGAGGUGGAGUCUCGAGCAGUGGCGUGGGCGGUGCACACAGAAUCAGUGGGCGAUCUGGUGAACGCGUGUCUGGAGGAUGCUGACAAGCCCACCUGGGCUGGAUUGAGGGCGCUGGGUGUGGGCUACUGGCUCUGCAACACCAUGCAGCUACGGCAACUGAUGGAGCGAGUGGCGAGGGCGCAGUACCAGCAGCGGCGGGACCCCAAGGACUGUGCACUGCUGUACAUGGUGCUGGACCGCCGCACCGUGCUGCAGGGGCUGCUCAAGCUCAGCAGGGACGACCGCGACAAGAAGCUCGUUGACUUCCUGGGGCGGGACUUCUCGGAGGAGCGCCACAGGGCAGCGGCCCUGAAGAACGCCUAUGUGCUCCUGUCUCAACACAGGUUCGAAUUGGCAGCCACCUUCUUUCUCCUAGGGGAGGACAUCCCCUCCGCCGCCUCUGUGUGUGCGCGCAACCUGCGGGACCCCCAGCUGGCGCUCGUGCUGUGCCACCUGCGGGAGGACAAGGCGGGGGCGGUGGCGUACUCCAGGGAUGUGAUUGAGCGGCUGCUGCUGCCGGAUGCUGCUGCCAAGGGGGACUCUUGGAUGGUGUGCACACUCAAGUGGCUUAUGGGGAGAAAGCUCGAGUCUCUUCAAGACCUUGUUUUAUCCUCCCACCAGCACACCCCCUUCCUCACUCGCUCCUCCUCCUCCACUGCCACCUCAGCACUCACCCCGUCACAACCCGCCACAUCAUCACCAUCACAAGCAGCUGCCACGUCAGCAGCCGAGCCUGCUGGCGCUGAGGUGGCGGCGUUUUGCACCACGGUGGCAAAGAAGCCGGGGUUAGGGGAGGAUACAGAGGCAGUGCAGAGACUAGCAGCAGUGGCAGCAGUUGAGGCUGUGAGCGGGAGUGACCACAUGGGACUCGUGCUGCAGGCUGUACUGGAAAUCACCAAGCAGAGGGGUUCUGGUCUGGUUCAGAGCGGUGCUAAUCAGGUGCAGAGCGGUGCGGGCGGGUUCAGUGGUGGAGCAUGGGAUUUCCAAGACAGCGGCAGCUCAAGAGGCGCAGGUGAAGCAAGCUCUUCUACUGUGUCGAUGCCAUCAGCGUCCAUGCCAUCAGUGCCUAAGGCUGCAGUGUCUGUGCCAGCAUUGGUGGGGGAGGGAUGGGUGCACCCAGCAGUGGUGGCAGCAGUGCAAGCAGCCAAGCUGCGGCAGCUGCUCAGGCAGAGAGCCGCUGCCGGCCUUGCUGCGGCUGGUGAGGUGAAAGGUACAGCAACAACCAAUGAUGGGGGAAGAGCAGAGGGCAGAGGAGGGAGAGGAGGUAGGGGAGGGGGAGAAGGAAGAGGCAGAGUCGGAGGAGGAGCAGGAGGAGGGGACAGUGGUGUGGAGGAGUUGGUGGAGGAGGUGGAAGCAUGGUCCAAGCACUGUAAAGUUGAUGCCACUGCAUCCCUUGCUGCUAUCUCCGCCCAAGCAAUCACCACCUCUCAGCCAUUCCUCUUGUGCCACGUCACCGCCCAUGUGGCACAGUGGGCCAUCCCCAGGCCCCUCCCACCUCCAGAUGCGAUCUCCACCGUCCAUCCACCACACUCCUUUGAUCACCUGCAAGCACACCUCUGCUUGACCGUUCUUCGGAGAGUGGCUGUGUGCUUGUCCCCCGCCCUGUCACGGCUUGUCAUGGGGCGAGGGGUGGUGGGCGGUGGGAGGAGGCGAGUGAAGCGAGUGGGUUUGGGGUCAGGUGGAUCGAGCUGCCAGCCACAGCACCAGCAGUUCCAGCACCAGCAGCAGCAGCAGCAGCAGGGGAGGCAGCGGCAGCAGCAGCAGGGGAGGCAGCAGCAGCAGGCAACGGAGCAAUUGCUGAAUCAUUACCAGGACAAGCGUCUGGGCGUGGAUGCACUGCGAUUGGUCCAUGUGGCAGGGGAGAUCCUCCAGCUGUGGCGGGAAGGCGCAGCGGCAAUGCGAUCAUCCUGUGCCUCUGCUGCUGCUGCUGCCUCUGCUGCUGCUGCUGCUGCCACAGCAAGACAUCCCCCAUCAGGCCCGUCAGUCACUUCUCCCCAAUCCCCCACAUCCUCCAUCCCGCCCCAAAUGGCCCUCGAAGAAUCCGAGGACGCGCUAGAGCAGGGGAUAGAGGCCGAGGGGCGAGCAGUGGAGGCUCUAGCCUUCACCUGCCUCUUAUCCGCAGCCUGGAUCGCCCACAGGCCCCGCACCCUUGCUCACCUGCUGCACCCAGUUGGGGGGAAGGAAGUGGGGGGGAGUGAGGAGGGGGCGUUAGUGGGGCCUGGUCAGGUGGUUGUUGAGGGGAGGGUAAUCGUCCUAUCGGAGGAUGACAUGUGGCGCGUUGUGGGGGCUUCAAUGUGGUCGCUAGUGGAGCGGUAUGUGCGGAAGCAUGCCGUGCCGCCGUCUCUUAUCAGCCGAGCGUUCAGGUCGUUUGGGUGGAUGUCACCUGUCCAGUCGUACCUGCAGCACCAGCAGCAGCCACCACAGCAGCAGGGUCGACUUUUCAACCAAGCCAGCCAUUCUCAGCAGCAGCAGCAUGGGGUGCAACAGGGUCAGGGAGGGCACAGUCCUAUGCAGGCUCCUCCUGCUCACCCGCACCAUCUCUCCCACCUCCUGCCGCCACAGCAGCAACAGCAGCAGCAGCAGCACUGGCAGCCGCCGCACCACUUUGUUCCCUACAGCCCUCCCAGCGGCACCACCACCCCCACCUUCACAACGCCUCCCCUCUCCCCCCACCACCACCCACACGCACUUGUUUCACCCAACCAACACCAACACCAGCAGCACCAGCACCAGCACCAGGUGCAAUACCAGCAGCACCAUCCACAGCUACAGCCGCUCCCUCCUGCUGCUGCCUCCUCGUUCUUCUCCGCUUUCGCCCGUCCAUGGAGCUCCCCUGCUUCCCCUGCCACCUCUUCCUCCUCCACCCUCCCCUCGCCUACUCCCUCGCCUGCUCCCUCGCCUGCUCCCUCUCACCUGAAACCACCAGGAGCAGCAGCAGGGGGGGUGGCGGCAGCAGCUGCCGCGGCAGUGGCAGCAGCAGAAGCAGCAGCAGGCAGAGGAACAGCCAGAGUAGCAGAUUGGGCAGGCGGAGAAGGAAGGGUCGGGGCAGGGGGAGCAAAAGGAGCAGCUGCAGGCACAGGAGCAGCAGGAGGCACAGGAGCAGCAGCAGGGUUUUCUGUUUUCCAUAAUCUCCUGCCAGACGCCUCAGCUGCUGCAGCAGCCUCCGAUGCUCUUGUGCUCGCAUCUGCACGCGUAGCUUCGGCACUGAGACGACAGCUGGCCGCACAUGUGACCACUCGCAUGCAGGUGGGAGCAGGAGCGUGGGGCUCAGGAUUCAGGGGUACAUGUGCUGCUGCUGGUGCUGCUGGUGCUGCUGGUGCUGCUGGUGUUGGUGGUGCUGGUGCUGCUGGUGCUGCUGGUGCUGCUGGUGCUGCUGGUGCUGGUGGUGCUGGUGGUGCUGGUGGUGCUGGUGGUGCUGGUGGUGGUGGUGGAGGUAGUGCUGGUGGUGGUGGGGGUGGUGCUGGUGGUGGUGAUAUAAAGGAUAUGGCGGCUUCGGUUUAUGGUCGCUUGGUGUCACUAGCAGCCACAGAUGGGCUGCUACAGUGGCUGGCAGAUGAAAACUCAGUGCUGCACAGUCAGCAGCACAGUCAGCAGCACAGUCAGCAGCAGAGUCAGCAGCACAGUCAGCAGCAGAUGCACAGCAGUAUUGGCCCGGGGCAUGUAUCACGGCACCAUGGCAACAUCCCCACACACCCAGAUGCUCAUGCCGCACCAGGGCAUAGCACUCACGCCGUCACGGCACACCCGCACACAGCCCUCCCCCCAUCAGCACACCUCACCACCACUGCCAGCAGUGCAGCAACAGCAGGAACCACGUCAGGCACCACCACGGCAGGAGGGCCUUCAGGGGCAGCAGCAGCAACAGCAGCAAUAGCAGCAGGAAUGGCAGGCAGCAGUGUGGCCCUUACAACGAGAUCUGACACAUGCCCUUUGCUCCCUGGGAUACAGCAUACAGUGCUCGAGUCUCCUGAAUCCGGCCCUGUUCUGGUCCUCGCUGCUGCAGCAGAUGUGGCUCAUAUCGAAGCUGCUAAUAAAGGGGCAGAAGGGCCUGGUUUAGCUGGUGCUGGUGCUGCUGGUGGCGCUGGGAAGAGGCUGGAGGGAGGCAGGCCUGGGGUAGGUGCUACUGGUAGGGGACCUUCGAUUUUGGGAAAACAUGCACCAGGAUCCACGGGGGUGGGGGGGGCGAGGGCAGGAGGGGGGAGACAGGAUGAGAGGAAGGAGGGUAGUGGAGUGAAGGGAGGUGGGGGAAGAGGGGAGGAGGGGGAGUGUGAUCUUGGUGAGUGGGGCCGGGCGUGUGGCGAGCUUUGGCAACUUGUGGUCGCAAAAGACAAGCUGCGCAGCGUGCUGGGUGUCGAGGGAUUUGAUUUUGCUGAGCUGGCAGCAUGGAGGGCGAGGAGGGACGCUGAUGUGGCAGCAGCGGAAAGGGCGGCCCGAAAAGCCGCCGCCGCAGCAGCAGCAGGAGGUCCAGGGGGGAGAGGAGGAGGGGGAGGAGAAGCAGGAGGAGGAGGAGGUGGAGGUUGGGGAGGAGAAGGGGGACUGGGGAAGGUAGGAUCUGGGGUAGGUGGAUUUGGGGGAGGGCACAGCCAGGGACAGCAUGGGCUGGGGGGAGCAGCAGGGGAGGGCUGGGGGGGAGAGGGAAAGGGGAGGGGGAUGAGAGGGCAUGCUGGGGGGGGGAUGGAGCGGGUACAGACAGAGGGGGAGUUAGGGCUCGGGGCAGGCGGAUUAGGGUCCAGAGCAGUGUCUACCCCUAGCCUUAUUGGGCUGAUUGGCAGAGAGGGGGAGGUGGGGGGAGGGGGGAAGUGGGGGAGCGCGGGGGGGAGCAUGGGGGAUGUGAGAGAACAGGCAAGGAAGGGGGGAGAGAGUGAGGGGGCGCAGGGAGGACGGGUGAAAGGAUCGAAGGACGGGGACGAGAAGGCGGGAGGGAGAGAGAGGGUAGGAGAGGGAGAGGAAGAGGAGGGGGAGGAGGAGGGAGGGGAGAUGAGUGCACGGUGGGCGGGAAGGGCGUUUGGCGAGCCAUUAGAGGUGCUUAAAACGGGGGGGGAGCUCCUAGAAGGUAUAUGUGUGAAUGCACUGAAUCCAAGGCAAGCCGUGGUGGCCACCAACCGCAAGGGCCUCCUGUUCUUUGACAUCCACUCUAGUUCUCACUCCAAUACCCUCACACUUUCUACCCACCCCGGUGCUGCUACCCACUCCGGUUACCCAGGUUACUCCAAUCACCACGCUCCCAUCCCGCCUGUGUUUGACAAUCUCUGGGCGUCGGCCUGCUGGCCGGCUGACAGCUACGCUGGCAGGGUGGCCACUCCCCCUCCCGCCCACUUUGCUCUGCUCACCCACUCCCCGAGCGGCCGAAUGAAUAUGCCCAGUGGUGCUGGUGGUGCCAGCAGCGUCACUGGCAGUGGUGCUGGUGCUGGUGGUUGGGGUGGGGGAGGGGGGCAGGGCGGGGCGAGCACGGGAAGCAGUGGUAGUGGGAGCGUGGGAGGGGGGGCAAAUAGGCUGGGAGGGUUCGGAAGCAGCAGCUUCAGCAGUGCGAGCAUCGGCAACAGUGCCGCCAAUACCUCCUCCCCGUUCUCCCCGAUAGGCUCGGCAGUGGGUCGGGGCACCGUGGCUCGGGAUUCAUCUUAUGCAGGAGGCGUGGGGAUGGGGAUUCCAGGGUAUGGGGGGAUAGGCGCGUGGGGGCUGGGGUGGGAGGACUUGGAGGAUGCGGAGGAGGGGUAUGUGGACCCACCUGCCACGGCUGAGUCCGUAGCAGGCAGGGCUCUGGCUGCUCAUCCGUUGCGGCCCUUUUUUCUUGUGGGCUCCACCAACACUCACGUGUACCUCUGGCAGUUCGGCGCACCAACAGCCACGGCCACCUAUGGGGUUCUCCCAUCCUCCAACACACCUGUGCCGCUGGUGAUCCCCUCAGUCACCUCGGUGCGCUUCGACCGCUACGGGGAACGAUUCGCCACGGCUGCUGCGGACGGGACGGUGUCGAUGUGGCAGAUGGAGGUGGGCGGGCGCAGCAACGUGAAACCCACCGAGACCAAACACUGCUUUGGGAGAAGUGCAAGUGACGUGGCGUUCAUAGGCCCCAGCAGCAGUGUGGUGGCAGCUGUGGGCUUCAGCCCCUCUCAGGACAACCUGGUCGUGUGGGACUCCCUCGCCCCACCAAACGCCUCUCGAGUAGCCAUCAAUUGCCACCAAGGCGGUGCCACCAGCAUAGCCAUCGUGGAUAACACUGGCCCUGCCACCACAGCCGGAAGCACUGGAGGCGGAGGAAACGGCGGUGGUGGAGGGGGAGGAGGACAGCUGUCAGCGUCCCAUUCGCUGAUCGUGACGGGCGGCAAGGGAGGCGACAUCGCGGUGCACGAUUUCCGGUUCAUCGCCAGCGGGAAGAGCGGCAAGAGAGGGGGCGCUGGCAAAGGGGGGAGUGGAAGCAGCAACAGCAGUGUUGGCAGUACCAUGAGCAGCCCAGGGGGUCCAGGAGACAAAUCCAACAACAGCAGCAGCAGCGGCAGCAGUGGUGGUAGUGGUGGGGAUCGUGCAUUGUGGUACAUCCCCAGGGCGCAUGGCAGCAGUGUGUCGAGCGUGGUGGGUGUGCCCGGCACUCCUCUCUUCCUGAGUGCGUCCAAGGAGGGCGAGGUGAAGCUGUGGGACGCGGCGCGCUGCCGCCUGCUGAGGGAGUGGGCCAAGGUGCAUGAGAAGCGCACGUUCCUCAACGCGCGGGGCUUCGGGGCAGUCAUGCAGGUCGGCGUAAUGGAUAUGAUCCCGUCAAGCCACGGCUUUCUCACAUGCGGUGGAGAUGGCCUUGUCAAGCUGAUUCCAUGCACAAGAUAGCGAUAGAUCUUAGAGAUGUGCACUGUAUGCCUAAUUCGUUGUCCAGAGGCAUGUUAUGUUAUGGUACAUGCUUUUGGAAGAUUUUGAAUGUACGCUUUCGUGCAGUGAAAAACAUAUCUUGCCUUCUUGUAAGGAAAUUCC
Messenger RNA from Closterium sp. NIES-67, 13897 nucleotides. The record is from the annotation of a GenBank genome assembly. Lineage: Eukaryota; Viridiplantae; Streptophyta; Zygnematophyceae; Desmidiales; Closteriaceae.